UUUCGCUUCCGGUGUCUUUGGGUUUCCGGGAGCGUACCUGAUGUGACGUCACAUGUUCACUUGAUCCUACCUGUUUCGGGCGUGGCUUUACUCUCGGUCUCGGUCUUGCAGCACAUAAUGAGGCCGUGUUUUUUUGGCCUCAACCCGAUCUAGAGGCCAACUGCGUUCGUGUGUGAAUUGUUUUCAACCUUAACAGUUGGUUUAUUUUACUUUACUUUCGUAGUUUUUUCGUUUUGGCUUUUGGUUGGCCUUGACUGUUACGUCAUUGAUCAUGCCCAGUAAACCUGCCGCCGCGUUGCUCCUGUUGUCUUUGCUCAAAGUGUGUGUCUGCAUUCAGGUGAUUGUUCCCCAGCAGCAGCGCAGCACGGCUCUGUUUGCUUCGGUUACGCUCCGCUGUGACUACAGUACAUCUGCAUCCAGCCAAGAUGUUAUACUCACCUGGAGAUACAAGUCUUUCUGCAAGGACCCAGUGCUGGAGUAUUAUUCCACAGCGUACCAGUCCGCGUUACAGUUAGGACAAGACCCGGCCAAUGACUGUCCUGAUCGUCAGCGAAAAGUGCGUACUGUGGUCCAAAAGAGAGGGUCCAGCGAGCCGAUCCUGGGAUCAGAGUAUCGUGAACGAAAGAUCUCCAUCCAGAACAAGGCAGAUUUGGUGAUAAAUGAAGUAAUGUGGUGGGACAACGGUGUGUACUUCUGCAGUGUGGAUGCCGCCGGAGACACAACUGGAGACUCGGACAAAGAAAUCAAACUCAUUGUCUACCACUGGCUGACGGUGUUGUUCAUCGUCAUUGGAGCGCUGCUGCUCAUCAUUCUUUUUGGUGUCUGCUGCUGCCAAUGCUGCCCCCAGAGUUGCUGCUGCUACGUGCGAUGCCCCUGCUGCCCACAGCAGUGCUGUUGUCCAGAAAAAGCUGUGAUGCAGCAUCGUAUGAUGAAAGAGGCCCAGAGAGCCAUGAAUCCCUGGUUAGGAGGGCAGCCUGUGUAUGCACCGAUGAGCCACGUCUCCUCACAGAUGAACCCACUGCUGUAUCCAGGAACUUCUUCUGCCAAUAGCGUCCCUCUGAAGCCGAUGCCUCUUCCUCAUCCUCAGUCCUCGGCCUACAGUGUCCCAGCUCCCAGUAUCCCCAGCAGUCACACUCCUGCUAACAAUCACAUGUUGGAUUACCUAGAAAGUCAAGUGAGGGGGAUGGACAUGAACAGUCCUCUGUUAGUGUCUCAGCCACCUCCACCACAACACAUGCAGCAGAUGCCUCCUCCUCAGCACAGACCUGUCAAUGUACCAUUCUCCCCUGGCCCCCCGAGCAUGAUCUCCGCCCUCGACGAUGGCCCAAAGGAGCGCCGUGUCAUCAACCUCCCGCCGAUAAGAGAGCCCCAGAACCGACUUGCCCCACCUGCACCCAGAACUCGCCCCCCGAGCUCAAGUGAGAGCAGUCGCAGCGGCUUCGGUCGUCGUGAAGAUCGCGAUAGACGCUACCCAUCGCCCCCCAGAUCCAGAGGUAUUCCCCGGAGCUACAGCCAAGACUCCCUUGACGCACGGAGUCACUACGGAGCACGAGGAGGCAUGGACCUCCCACGGUCCCGUUCUAGAGACGACCUAUAUGACAGCCGAUCCAGGGGAAACUACUCUCCACCAGCAUCACGACAUCCAAGAAGAGGGUCGUGGAGCUCAGACGAUGAGGGCAGCAGGAGGGGAGGAGGAGGAGGCGGUGGCAGAAGGGGAGGCGGAGGCGGAGGCGGAGGCUGGGUUGACAAACCUCCCAGCUACACCGAGUACGAACCUGGACAGAAGCCAGGAGCACGAAAGAACGACCGCUACGCUGACAAGAAUUCUCGCAGUGGCAACAGCAUCGUCAUCUGAACUUUCCAGCUGCCAAACGCCCUGUGACCUCUGGUUCAGAGAACAUGCACAGCCUGUGUAGGAUUCAUCAGAUCAACCCUUUUUAUGAAAAAGGAAUGUUUUUAAUAAUGUUAUAGUGUCAAAAGCUGAAGCUGAUUUUUUUUUGUUUUUGUUUUUUUAGGAAAUAUGUUAAAAAGCAACAAAAAAAAGAAAAUCUAAUUCUACAAUGGAACCUUUUUGAUUACAAUAUUUUAUAUAGAAAACUUUUAAAACAGAAAAUAAAUUACUGCUGAACAGAUUUCUUUGGGAACAAUAUCCCCCUCUGCUGGUUAUUGGGUGCAACUUUAAUACUAAAUUGUUUGAAAGCCCCUUGAGUUUUC
Messenger RNA from Cynoglossus semilaevis (tongue sole), 2214 nucleotides. RefSeq names its product immunoglobulin-like domain containing receptor 1a (gene ildr1a). The transcript has 9 exons. Bases 272 to 1855 code for a protein of 527 amino acids. Lineage: Eukaryota; Metazoa; Chordata; Actinopteri; Pleuronectiformes; Cynoglossidae. The record is from RefSeq and is a predicted model, not a curated record. Gene Ontology annotation, cellular component: plasma membrane. Gene Ontology annotation, molecular function: high-density lipoprotein particle receptor activity.